Molecule: messenger RNA, 4562 nt
Organism: Xyrauchen texanus (razorback sucker)
Lineage: Eukaryota; Metazoa; Chordata; Actinopteri; Cypriniformes; Catostomidae
Product: cell adhesion molecule 1-like
Exons: 13
Coding region: 1-1380 (459 amino acids)
Biological process (GO): detection of stimulus; susceptibility to natural killer cell mediated cytotoxicity; cell recognition
Cellular component (GO): plasma membrane; neuron projection; synapse
Molecular function (GO): signaling receptor binding
Source: RefSeq, a predicted model, not a curated record
AUGAAGCAGGUGUCCAACAUGGCGAACACGAGCAACGGAUCUUUCACUACUCUCCUCCUCCUCUUCACCAUUUCGGCAGCAAUCCUUACAGAAGAAAGUCAUGUACAUCUGGGAUGGCUUGAGGGAGCUGCUCAGGACCCAGUCCAAAGCCAGAACCUUGUAACGGACAACGUUUCAGUGGUGGAAGGGGAGACAGCCACAAUCAGCUGUCGAGUCAAAAACAACGACGACUCCGUCAUCCAGCUCCUCAAUCCCAACAGACAGACCAUUUACUUCAGAGACGUCAGACCCCUGAAAGAUGCUCGAUUCCAGCUGGUCAACUUCUCAGACAAUGAGCUGCGUGUGGCGCUAUCCAACGUGUCUCUAUCAGAUGAGGGUCGAUACGUGUGCCAGCUCUAUACAGACCCCCCACAGGAAGCCUACGCUGACAUCACUGUGUUAGUCCCACCAGGAAACCCAAUCAUAGAGUCCCGCGAGGAGAUCGUAAGCGAGGGCAACGAGACAGAGAUGAGCUGCACCUCCAUGGGCAGCAAACCUGCCGCAGCCAUCAGAUGGAUGAAAGGAGACAAAGAGCUGCAGGGUAAGUCUAAUGUGGAGCUCACGUACGAUAGGAUGUACACUGUGACAAGUUUGCUGAGGUUUACCGUCACAAGAGAGGAUGAUGGGGUUCCUGUUUUCUGCAUUGUGGACCAUCCAGCAGUCAAAGACUUCCAGGCCCAGAUGUACUUAGAAGUACAAUAUAAACCUGAGGUGAAGAUCGUGGUGGAGUUUCCGGCAGGCCUUACUAGGGAGGGCGAGAAUCUGGAACUGACAUGCCGAACUAAAGGCAAACCAGAGCCUCGACAGGUGAAUUGGGUCAAGGUGGAUGAUGACGUGCCCUUACACGCAGUCAUCACUGGCUCAGAUCUCUUCAUUGAGAACCUCAACAAGUCCUACAACGGCACUUACCGAUGUGUGGCUUCCAACUCAGUGGGCGAAUCGUAUGAUGACUACAUUCUAUAUGUGUACGAUGCCCCUACCACAUCCCCUAAACCCACAACCACCACCACCACCACCACCACCAUCUCUGCCACUACUCCCCCUCCAGACAUCAUACAAGAAGCUGCGCCCAGCACUGAAGCCGCAGCUCACGACUCUCGAGCAGGAACAGAAGCACAGAGAUCGGUGGACCAUGCAGUUAUUGGAGGAGUGGUGGCCGUUGUGGUCUUUGCCAUGUUGUGUCUUCUCAUUGUUUUGGGGCGAUACUUCGCAAGACACAAAGGCACCUACUUCACACACGAAGCCAAGGGAGCGGACGACGCUGCGGACGCCGACACAGCCAUCAUCAAUGCCGAGGGGGGGCACAACAACUCGGACGAGAAGAAAGAGUACUACAUCUGAGACCAGAUGCCUCUGUUGCUGAUUUUUUUCAUCAUUUGGUGGGUGGAAGGGAGGGUGGGACAUGGGGCAUUUGAAAUGAGGAAGUGUUUUUUUUGUUUAUCUAUUUGUUUGAUUUUCCCGGGGGGAUUGAAUGAUGUAGAAUGCUACCCGGGCAGCUGAGAAGAUGUAGGUAUUUGUGUUACACAGGUCAGGGGUGGGUUGUUUUGAGGGUGGGCAGCCUACCAGACGUUGCCAGAAAUUAGUGUAGAAAGCGUCACCACAAAGCACUUCCCCAACUUCUGGUAUUUUUCUUCAUUUUUCAACCAUUUGCAGAAAAUUCUGUGCCUUGUUCUGAAUUUUUUUUCUUAGUCAUGCUUUAAACCUUCUCUACCAUGCCACACCACCCAAGCCCCCCUCCCUAAACACGCACACACAUACCCAUCUUUAAUUAUCAACCUCCUGUUGGCUUUCCUAUGAAGGUACACGAGGGCAAGUAUAUAUGGCACCUCCCUACACUGUGGGCAUUUCUUUCCUCUCCAUCAAAAUGUCAUAUCCUCUGUACAAUGAGCAGGCCUAAUCACAUGACAGCAUUUUAAUUUUCUCGACCCUAAAGAUAGCUCCAGGACACACAGCAUCUGAUGCCUUUAGCAUCGCAUGGGAAGUUCCUCCCUUCCUUCCUACCCAUCCCCCAACAAUCUGAUGAGACCGGUAAAGAAUUGAUCCUGAACACUGCAUCUGUUUUCAUUCUGACAGGCUGCGUCUGCACUGCUGUAGAAUGCUUUUAUCCUCUGUUUACUUCAUUAGUUUUUUUCAAAAUUAUAUGUGCCAGUACAUUUGAAGCAUCACUGCUGAUCAGAAUAAGUAUAGGUGCAGACAAAUGAUUCUGUUGACUGUCAACGAUGCACUUACAGAGUCUUAUUGUCCCGUUCUGCCCAGCUGAAAGCCCUAGCAGGUAUUUAUUGUUUUGGUGUAAUGAUGUCUUUGACAGGCAUUUUCAUCCAGAAAUUUUUCUCAAAUCACUGAAAAAAAGGUGUAAAUGCCGUCACUUAUGUUUGUUAGUUUAUCUUUGUCUUUAUCUGUCAUUUUCCCAGACUGGUGAAGGUGAUCCUUGAGCACACAUAAAUGACUACCUAAAAUUGUGUCAAAGCAAGCUGUUUUAUAUUUUAAAGUCUGGUUUCAACAGGCUCUAGGGUAUAAAGAGGGGAAAGAUUUGAUUAUAAUAACGUUACUACCUUAAAAUGCAUUUUAACAGCCAAAAAACAUCUCCAUAUGUGUCUCUCAAUUGUAGGCAAGUCAGUGAGGAUGUGACAUUGAUGUUAAGCAGUCCAACAAGUGUGUAAUGGCAUAUGAUUGCCUGUCAAGUUAAUUGUCUGUUUCUUCUUCCUCGGAUGAAACUGUGGCAAUUGAAGCUUAUCCUAGUGGAAUUUGUAUUUGAAUAUAAACUGCCCAAUAUCAAAGACUCCAUUGUGCAAAAUACAAACAAACCACUGCACAGAAAUAAUUUUGACUUGAAGUGUAAACAAUGUGCGUUUUAUUGUUUAUAAUUGCUGUGAGUUGCUCCUCCGGGUUCCUGUUUAUAAUCGUUUUGGGCUUGAAAUGAGGUUAGUUUAAAUUUGAGAGAGUGUCCCUGAAGCAAACACUCCUCUAUUACCAAUAAAUAAAAAUAAUUGCAAAAGCUUUUAAUAACAUUCCAAAUAUUUUAGUAAAAUUACUGUCUAUGAUGUAAUUAGCUAUGUGGAUUUCCCCUGCAUUUACAGUCAUCAACACAUGAUGCUAACCAAACAACUCUAGCGACACGCUCAAGUAUCCAUGCCGUCUUCGCUCCUGUGAACACAUUAGACAUUUCGCUGAAGCCUAGCUACAAAUGUAGACCAGGAACUGCACCCUAUUAAGGGUACAUUAUGUAAGGUGGCUAAAAUGUCUAAACUAAUUUUCCUAAAGAGAAUUAUUUCAUUUCAUUUUCUCAUUGCUAUCUCUCUCUCUCUGUAGUGGAGAUGAAUUUAGAUGCCAUAGAUUAGGCACCAACCUCUGUGUAAAUAGAACUAUGAGGUUAAGGGGGAAAACAUUGUUGUUUGCAUUAUUUUCUUAUUUAAAACAAGGAACAUCCACUGAGACGUUUUAGAGUAUGUGCAUUAUCCAUAUGAAAUACUUUCAAUGUGUUUUAUUUUAUAGAUUUUUUUUUAUGUAGAAUACCAAUCAGAGGGAAUGUCUUGCAGCUUGAUGGUAACCGUUGCAGUUGAGAUAUACAGUUGUGUGGCUUGUGCUUAACUAGUGAGCAUCAUUUAGCUUUGGUCUGGCAGCUUCUGAACAAGAGUUCAGAUAUCUCUUCUCUUUUGCAUAUGUGAGAGACAUGACAUCAGUAUACUAAUUUGUGGUAUUUAGACUGGACUGAUAUACAUUUUGUUGAACUUGUUAUGUUAGACCUGUUUUAAAUGUGAUCGUGGUUUUAAGCAGUAACCACCCGAAUAGUUUUUUGAGGACUUUAAGACAGAUUUUUGGUGAGAAUACACGGUUACCCUAGUGAUUUUGAAACAUCUAUUUUGUUGUCUGUCUCUUGUACAGCAAGUUGGAAGAGGUUGAAUUGAAAGUGUUCAAAUAUAACUGCUUGUUUUUGAGAUGAGAAAGUAAUUUCAUUUGUUUUAUUUGAACUUGACACAGUUUCGUUUCAGCCCUGUCUCAGGUUCAUAUACAAUUUGAAGGUCUGUUUGCAUCUCAGGUAGAAUGCAAAGUUACGACCCCCGAUUAAGGAAGCGAAUCGAGUUGGAUCUCAAAACAAACACUGAAUUUUGCAUUUGGACUCUAUACAUGUGUUAUGCAUUUUGUUUUUGUUUAUUUGGUGCCCUGUACAACAUGUGUACAUAAUGUUCACACUAUGUUGAGUAUUACGGUACCUUUUAAUGCCUACUUCACAAACUGUAGAAAGAACAGGAAAGUGCAAACACAGUUAACAAGUUGACAUGUUUCUCAUUUUUAUUCCAGAUGGGUUGGAAUUCUUGAAAGUUCUGAAAGUUUAUCACUCACUGUUUUUAGGUUGAUUAUUUUUGUCUUUUUGCUGUACUUGGGCAAUGUUACUGUGUAUUAAUGAAGAAAAAUGAUAUCCACAUUCCCAUACACAUUUUGUAUUCAUUCAUAUUAGACAUUUUUACAAAAUAAAAAUACAAAUGGAGAGUUCUUGUCUUAAUAAAAAGAAAAGAUAUUAAUGU